Lachancea meyersii CBS 8951 is the source of this 1287-nucleotide messenger RNA. The record is from the annotation of a GenBank genome assembly. Lineage: Eukaryota; Fungi; Ascomycota; Saccharomycetes; Saccharomycetales; Saccharomycetaceae.
AUGAGCGAUGCCUACGUGGAGACUCUCGGGCACAUGGUAUCCUUGCUCCAGGAAUACAAACCCGGUCUGAUUACUCUGGACAACGUUACACGGUUAUGCAAGACACUGCGACUGGAAUCAUUCACUGACAACAUCGACAGCAACACAGUCCGUCUUUCAGCUGCUUCUAACAUCAUUGUGAUAGACAUGGAUUUCCACAAGUCUGAAAAACAAGUGAAAGAUGUCAAGAUGGUGCUGGCCAGCAAUUUCGAUAAUUUCAAUUACUACAACGAUGGAGACAACGGAAACAUUCUAUUCAACGCAUUGAACUGCUUCCCUGAUUUGCAAACAUUUUACUACAAUCUAAAGUUCCUUUCGGUUCUGGAUACUCACUCCAUUGUUGAGACGGAAGCCGCUAGCUCUCCCAAAAGAGAGAAAGUGGAUCUUUUCAGGUAUUUCACAGAACUCCCAGAACAGCUGCGAUCAUAUUUCAAAGAUGCCGGUAUCAACGCAGAACUUCGAACAAACGUCGACAAUAAGUUCGGAAUAUACGUCUUCAGUGAAGACGUUCAAAUAGCCAAGAUUUCGAUCGAAGAAUGCGACUCGUCGCUUGCGGACCGUUUUUACGACUACCGUUAUGUGAACCAUGGAUGGAGUUGUGAAAGCCUUGAAAGCGUUACCUCGGGUGUAAUGCUCACUUUGCAAAUCUGUGAUACGAACAUGCAUUUUCCCCAGGAGCUUAUCUCUCGGGACUUGGUGCUGGAUGCUGAGUACCAGAGUCCUUUCAAUAUUGUAAACCACCAAAAAUCGAUUCUUUUGUUCAAUGAGGCUACUUCAUCAUUGAUACCAGCGUCCAAAUUCAAUAUCAGCAAUGAGAACAUUGACCUUUUGGGAGAGCUUUUGAAAUGGGUCACUUGGUGGCAGAAAGUACUUUCAAAGGUACUACAAGCUUUAAAGUGCCCUGCCCCACAACCAUUGCUGGAGACGAAAACACGCCAAUCGUCCAACUCGGCUAUCAUGGCCUCGCAAAGACGUACAAGCAUCACGAGACGCCGCAGAUCUUCUCAAAAGGGACAUCGACCCAGUCUAAACGAUUCCAGCAUGAUGAAAGACGGUGGCUUACAGCAGUUCACCCUCAAUGAAGUAAUGAGCCAAGCUGUCAUCGAGGAUGAUGAACCUGGAGAAAAGACAGACCUUAUUCUGGAUGAGGAUUCUGUCACACUGGGAAACGAACGUUGCGACAGCCAGAUGGGUGUUGACGAGUGGAAUGCAUUCAUGGAAAAAUUCAUGCAACUCGUCGUUGCUUAG